UGUCGAGGCUUAUCAUUUCUUUCAGAAAACCCUACCCGUGCCUUUCUGAAAUCGAAGCCGCCUAGGCGUUCUCUUCUUCUCUUUUGCAUUAGGGUUUUGCUGAGUCUCCAACAAUGGCGGAUGUGGAUACGGAGAUGGCCGCGGGAGUGCCGAAGAAGAGGACGUUCAAGAAGUUCAGCUUCAGAGGCGUCGAUUUGGACGCUCUCCUCGACAUGUCCACCGAUGAACUCGUUAAGCUCUUCCAUGCCCGAGCUCGCCGAAGGUUCCAAAGAGGUCUCAAGAGGAAGCCGAUGGCCUUGAUCAAGAAACUCCGCAAAGCGAAACGGGAGGCUCCUGCUGGUGAGAAGCCAGAUAUUGUCAAAACCCAUUUGCGCAAUAUGAUCAUUGUGCCUGAGAUGAUUGGAAGCGUAAUUGGGGUGUACAAUGGCAAGGCCUUCACCACAGUUGAGAUCAAGCCUGAAAUGAUUGGUCAUUAUCUAGCCGAGUUCUCCAUCAGUUACAAGCCCGUAAAGCACGGAAGACCUGGUAUUGGUGCUACCCAUUCCUCAAGGUUCAUUCCUCUGAAGUGAGACAUCUAUGCAGGAGAUCUUUGGUUUUGGUGCCACCAACCGUAAGGAUUAAUCCGUGGAAUGCAGUCUAAAUAUAGAGAGGCCCAUUUUGUUUUUGAGUGCUUGAUUAGUUAUGUCUGCCUUUUUAAUUUAGGUUAUGGAAGCCUGAACAAUUUUUUGUUUCAAGGAGUUUUGUUGCUCUGGAUUAUGAAUAUUUCUAUGGCUCUGGGAAAAAUGUGUUGCUGAACAGAUCCUCAGGUUGUCCGCAAUGUUUGUGAUGCAAUCUUAUUUGCGCCAGUGAUCUGAAUUUUGCAGCA
This is a messenger RNA of Diospyros lotus (date-plum), 865 nucleotides long. RefSeq names its product 40S ribosomal protein S15. The record is from RefSeq and is a predicted model, not a curated record. The transcript has 4 exons. Gene Ontology annotation, biological process: translation; ribosomal small subunit assembly. The coding region runs from base 114 to 569 and encodes 151 amino acids. NCBI's taxonomy places the organism in Eukaryota, Viridiplantae, Streptophyta, Magnoliopsida, Ericales, Ebenaceae. Gene Ontology annotation, molecular function: RNA binding; structural constituent of ribosome. Gene Ontology annotation, cellular component: ribosome; cytosolic small ribosomal subunit.